Messenger RNA from Odocoileus virginianus texanus, 2254 nucleotides. Lineage: Eukaryota; Metazoa; Chordata; Mammalia; Artiodactyla; Cervidae. The record is from RefSeq and is a predicted model, not a curated record.
AUGGCCCUGAGUGCUGACUUCAGGUCACAGCCUGAGACACAGCAGGAAGGGCCAAAGGUCAAGGGCACGGCUGCGCCUAGAGUAGAGAAGACCGAGGUAGUGUGGGCCGGCAGACAGCUCCACCAAGAGCCCUGCAGGGCAGCACCGUGGACCGGUGGACUGGUGCACUCCAGCGAGCUCCUGGAGGUCCCUCUUGGCGCUCGGGUGUCCCAGCCAGCUGUGCAUCAUCAGGCCCCAGGCUUGGGGACCGGUGUCAACAGUUCCUACAGCUUGGGGCAGCACAGGCGGCAGAAGGACCAGAACCUGAACUCCAAACCCUUCGCCCAGCCCCGUGCCGCCUGCGCCCCUCCUCCUGGACCCUCCUUCUGCCCCCUCCUCUCUAAACCGCAGGCCCGUCGCCCCGCCCACUUCCGCCGCCUGGCGUGGUCUCGCGAUACCUGCGUGGUCACGCGUCCCGGGCCGGUGGACGGGGCGGGCGCUGACUGGCGCGGCCGGGGGGCGGCUCCGCGGGGCGGGCCCUCCGCUCGAUCCCCCAGUUUGGUGCCUCUGUUAGUAGAAAUCCCUCUUUGCCUUUUCUUCCCAGGUACAGCCUUUGAGUACAUCAUCACAGCAAAGAAGGGAAAGAACAGCAACGUGGGGUUGAUCCAGCUGAACCGCCCCAAGGCCCUCAAUGCUCUCUGCAAUGGCCUGAUCGCGGAGCUCAACCAGGCGCUGCAGACCUUCGAGGAAGACCCAGCCGUGGGGGCCAUUGUCCUCACAGGCGGGGAGAAGGCAUUUGCAGCUGGAGCCGACAUCAAGGAAAUGCAGAGCCACACGUUCCAGGACUGUUACUCUGGAGGGUUUUUGAGCCACUGGGACCGACUCACGCGUGUCAAGAAGCCAAUCAUAGCUGCUGUCAAUGGCUAUGCCCUUGGUGGUGGCUGUGAACUUGCUAUGAUGUGUGACAUCAUUUAUGCUGGAGAGAAAGCCCAGUUUGGGCAGCCGGAGAUUCUAAUAGGAACCAUCCCAGGUGCAGGCGGCACCCAGAGACUGACCCGUGCCGUCGGAAAGUCACUGGCCAUGGAGAUGGUCCUCACUGGUGACCGGAUCUCGGCCCAGGAUGCCAAGCAAGCAGGUCUUGUAAGCAAAAUUUUUCCUGUUGAGACAGUGGUCGAAGAAGCCAUCCAAUGUGCAGAAAAAAUUGCCAGCAACUCUAAAAUUGUAACAGCAAUGGCCAAAGAAUCAGUGAACGCAGCUUUCGAAAUGACAUUAGCAGAGGGCGUUAAACUGGAGAAGAAGCUCUUCUACUCAACUUUUGCCACCGAAGACCGGAAGGAAGGGAUGGCCGCAUUUGUGGAGAAGAGAAAGGCCAACUUCAAAGACCAGUGACAGCCGGCCGCCUCUGCCUCGGCCCCCUUUCUAGGAGGACAAGCAGCUUCAGAAGCUGAUCAACGCUUCUGUCUCGUGCGCAGUGUCGGUGACACAUGGCUUCUCUCGGGGUCUGUGGGGUCUGCAGGGUGGUGUGGGCUCCCAGCCUGCUGGGGGGCAGAUGGCCUUCACCCAGUGAUCACAGGGCCCCCGCCUGGCCACUGUGUCAUUUGCAGCGGUGGAUGUGGCCACUCAGAGUGAAGGCCUUGCUGCUGGGUCUCUAAAGGGACAUGCUCUUGACUGACAGACUUCAGGUCACAUUAGGCAUUUUUUUGGUUAUUUCUAUUCUUGAGAGUUCUAUCACUUUUAAACACUUUUGUCUGUCAUUCUAAGCAACAACAUUCAAACAGAACAAAGUCCGCGAAGUGCUCCCAUCCUCGUCCGAGGGUGACUUCUGUUCACAGCUUCAUGGCUCUUAGGAUUUUCUGUGCCCACGCGCUCAACGUGUGAAACUCGGUUUUCUUUGUAUGAAAAUGGUUCUCCACAUUUCUGCUUCUUUCGCACAGAUGCACCCUGUUCUUCAUGACUGUGAUUCUUUUUCACUGUAGAAUAGAUAACAGAAAACUUGCUGUUUUAUCCACUUUUGGAUGUACCUAGCAGCCGUGCCUUCACAGUGUUUUCAUCUAUCUCCAUGCGGUUUCAUCGCCCCAGGCAGAAACUACGCUUCAACAUUAAGUCCCUACCUGGCCCCCCGCCCCCGGGUCCUGGGGUCCUUUAUUCCACUUUCUAUCUGUUGCUAAGUUGAAUGUAAUAUUUCCAAAGUCCACCCAGGUUGUAACAGUGACAACUUAACGUGACAACAGCCACUUUUCGUGGCUGAAUACGAUUCCUACUUGAGUUCUUUUCA